Entamoeba invadens IP1 is the source of this 4266-nucleotide messenger RNA. Its product is annotated as protein kinase domain containing protein. Lineage: Eukaryota; Evosea; Mastigamoebida; Endamoebidae. The record is from RefSeq and is a predicted model, not a curated record. The transcript has a single exon. Gene Ontology annotation, biological process: protein phosphorylation. Gene Ontology annotation, molecular function: protein kinase activity; ATP binding. The annotation marks the transcript as partial.
UCUUUUUAUGAUUUGAAUUUAGAAACAAUCUUUAGUGUUGAUAAUAAUAAAAAAAGUUACGACUUUGGGCUGUCGAUGUGGAAUUCAUUGAUUCUAUCAAAAAAUGUUUUGUACACUUUUAACUCUACAAAUAAUCAAAUAUUGACAAUAAAUGAAUUCAAAAUGUCAAGUGGAUUUUCAGUCUAUUUUGAUGUGGAAACAGUUAUCAAAAGUUUAACGAUAACUUCAAAAGGAAAUUACACAUUUAACAAACCAGUCACAAUCGUAACUUUCACUUUCAUUGAUAUUGUAAAAAAUCAAAUUCUCUUCUACAUUAAUUCAACUUAUGAUAAUCAUAUUCCAACGCCACUCACAGUAUGUGGGAAUCGAGUCAUUCACAAAGAUUAUUUAAACACUCUUUGUGAUUGUGAAUACAACGAAAAUGAAACUUUCACUUUUCGAGGUGAAACCAUGACCGACUGCACAAAAAACCCACGCACUAACUUGAAAUUGAUUGUUGGACAUAACAAUUAUUCAAUACAAAACAACGAAAACUGGGGAGUUAUUAAUUGUUCUGAUAAAGUUGUGAUAUCUUCCACAAGCAACAAUGUUAAUAUCGAUUCAAAUCAUUGCCUGUUCAACGAAAUUGUUCAUUUACAAGCAAAUGUUAUUUGUAACAAUUUGUUUGUGUACAACACAACACAAAUUAUAGUUGACAACUUCACUUCAAAUCAAUAUUAUUUGCAACUAACAACUGUUAACAUAGUUGAAGAGAUUUCUGGAAUUAAUCAAAAUGGAAUUAUACAAAUAAAAGGCGGCAAACUAUCAUCACAUUAUUCAAAUCAAAACAUUUCAUUGAUUUUUCCUGUAAGUGGAAGUACAACAAAGUGCAUUGACUUUAUCUCGUCCUCAACACCACUGAAUGAUUUUCCAUUUGAAGUCAAAUCAACAAAAAUGUUAUUAGGGAAUAAACUGUAUCGUGUUUGUUAUGGAGGGGACAACAAUUUUGAUUACACAAUUCGAUGCAAUUUAACAGGAAGUGUUUUUUCAAAAUUUCAAAGUUACCAAGAUGAGGUGUUGCAUUGUCCUAUUAAUAACAUCAAUACAACUAUUAUUGUAUCAACCAAUGUAGUUGAUUUGAAUGAGUCGUUUUCUGGUACUUUUGAUCAACAAGAAACAGUGACAAAGUUCAAUUUUGAAAUUACAUCAAAUUAUAACUUCAACGACUCUACAAAAACCGUUUUAUUUAUUCAAGACGAGUCUGUGGAACAAAACAAUUUUAACAUCCAAACGAAUUUAGAAAAGCUGUUGCUUGGAAAUAAAUACAAGUUUUCAAAUACAAUAGAUUCAAAUAAGUUAAAAAGUGACAAUAAAUACACUUCUAUUGAAUAUAAUUCGUCUAAUAAGUGCAAUUCGUUAUUAUUAACUAAUUUAAAUUUAAAGUGCUUGCAUUGUGAUCAGUCAACUGUUUUAAACAAUGGAGAAUGUCUUGAUUUCAGUGAAAAAUGCGUCUCUCGACAACGAAAUGGAACAACCACAUAUUGUGAAGAGUGUGAAAGUGGGUUUGAACCUUACAAAGAAAAAUGUAAUAAAUGUCCUAAUCACUGUCUUCGUUGUUUUAAGUCGAAUUGUUUGCUUUGCAAAGUAAAUUAUCAAAUCAACUCGUUGUUUGGAUGCUCAGAAAUUGAAAAUAAAGAUUCCACAAUAGUUUUUUAUAAUACAUCACGUGUUUACAAAUGUAAAGAAGGGUAUUAUAAUACAAACAGUGAUUGUACAAGUGUGCUCACAAAAUGUGUAUCUUAUGCACAAGAAACCAAAUGCAAAAUAUGCAAAUCAAAUGAAUUCUUAAACUCAGAAGAGACUUGUUCGACACUAAGUGGAGUUAUAACAACAAACAACAAAGUUCCUCUUAUUUGUGAGCCCUCUUAUUAUUUAAUUAACAACACGUGUAAAUUAUGUAAUGAGACUUUUGGUAAUUUGUGUCAAAGAUGCACGAAACACAGUUGUGUUUCUUGUGGAUUAACAGGUGUUGUUAAUUCUAAGGGAUCAUGUGAAUCAGUCAAUUCCAGUAGGUGUAUCGAAAGUUAUAAUACGUAUUGUAGUGGCUGUUCAGACAAAUCCGAUUUCAUCAAAGAUGAUGUUUGCAUUCAAAAUAUCAACAAUUGUGAUGUUACAAAUUUGAAUGGCAAAUGUGUGAAUUGUGUGAAUGGGUUUUAUCUUGAUUAUAAUACACAAACGUGUGUCUCCACACAGCAAACAGUGAACGAUUGCGAGAAUUUGUAUUUCAAAGGCGAUCGUUGUGUUCAGUGCAAAUCGACGUUUUAUCUCACCGAAAAUUACGCAUGUUUAAAAUGUUCUGAAAAUUGUUUAUCAUGCACUUCCAGUACAAAUUGCAUAUUAUGCGACAACAAUUUGAUAGUCAAGAAUGGGUUCUGUGUUUCGGGAUCCAAUGUGUCAGACAACUGCAGCAAAGUGGUGACAGGCACUUCGAUCUGUGCUCUCUGUGUUUCGAAGACGUUUAGAAACGAAGAUGGAAAGUGUGAAAAUUGCUUGGAGAAUUGUGUUGAAUGUCGAAAUAUCAAAACGUGUACGUUUUGUGAGUUGAACCACUUUUUACUUACAAAUUCAAGUGCUUGUAUUUCCUAUGAUAAUAUAAUGAAAUGUGAAGACAAAAGUGUUCGUGGGUGUAUAAAGUGUUCCUUUGGUUAUUUUAUUGAAAAUCAAUUUUGUUCUUCUUGUGACUCCAAAACGACAAAUUGUGAAAUUUGCAAUUCUGUAGGGAAGUGCACUUCGUGUAAAAACGACUUUAUUCUUAAUGAAUCAUCUGAAUGUGUAUCAAAGAGUCAAGUGGAUAAUUGCGUUGAAGUCUCAAAUUCUAAAUGUACCAAAUGUACUUUUUGGCAUGUUCCAGACAACACAAAGACGAAAUGUAUAACCCAAGCCGUAUGGUGGGUCAUUCUUUUAUGUGUUCUGUUUGUUAUAUUCAUUUUCAUUAUUAUCAUUGCAUCGUCCAUCUUCAUUUUCAUUGCAAUUUUGAACCACCGCAAGACAGAAAAAUUGCGAGAGAAGUAUUGUUUAUUUGAUAUGAAGAAAACGAACAUCGAAUUUGUCAAAACCGAAAUAGUUGAUAUUGUUGUCAACAAGACGUGUAUCGAAUUCUGUGGAGCGACAGAAGAGACAACUAAAAUACCAGUUGCCACUGAAAGUCGUGAAUUGAUUUGUGUUGGAAAUGUCGGUAAAAAUGUCAUCAAAGUGCAAUUCAGUUUGAAAGAUAAUUGCACAAAAUACUCAAUUCGAACUGAACCCAAAAUCAUGACAAUCCCAAAAGGAAAAGCAAUCGAAUUUGAAGUCUUCUUAACACCGAAUUACUCGUGUAUAAUAGAAGACAAAAUCGUAUUGGUCUCUGCUAAUUUAAAAAAGGGAGAAACGUCACAACUUUACUUAGAAACAAAGACGGAGACGGAGAUGUCAACUCGAUUGGACCCAGACGAGUUGAUUGAAGAGAAAAAGUUGGGUGAAGGUUCAUUUGGUGUUGUUUACAAAGGCAAAUUCCGAGGUAACGAAGUCGCAAUUAAAAAGAUGAAAGAGUUUGGAAAUGACGAAACAAAAGUAAACGAAAUUGAGAAGGAAGUUUCGAUGUUAGACAAGUUCAGAAGUGAUUAUAUUGUUUACUUCUAUGGCGCUGUCUUUGUACCAAAUAAGAUCUGUAUGGUCACUGAAUUUGCACAAUUUGGAAGUCUUCAAGACUUGAUGAAACACAAAACUUCGAAUGAAAUUGACAUGAAGUUAAGAGUGAAAAUUUGUCUCGACGCUGCAAAAGGAAUUUUGUAUUUACACGAAAAUGGAAUUUUACAUAGAGACAUCAAGCCAGACAAUUUUUUGGUCUUUUCAUUAGAAAAUGCAAUUGAUGUGAAUGCCAAAUUGACUGAUUUUGGAUCGUCGAGAAAUGUCAAUAUGUUGAUGACUAACAUGACAUUCACUAAAGGUAUUGGUACACCAACUUAUAUGGCACCCGAAGUUUUGAAGAAAGAAAAGUAUAAAAAGAGUGCUGACAUUUAUUCAUUUGGAGUAACAUUUUAUGAAACAUUAAAGUGGGGAGAAGCGUAUGACAAAGAGGAAUUCAAAUUUCCCUGGAAAAUAGCCGAGUUUGUGAUUUCGGGAAAAAGACUUGAUAAAGAGGAAAAUAUGAAUGAAAAACAUUUCAAAUUGAUACAAAAUUGUUGGAACCAAAGACCAGAAGAUAGACCACAUAUUGAUGAAGUAAUAAAAAGUGUGGAAACUAUUUAA